Messenger RNA from Monopterus albus (swamp eel), 7846 nucleotides. It is a transcript of the gene arhgef4, whose product is annotated as Rho guanine nucleotide exchange factor (GEF) 4. Lineage: Eukaryota; Metazoa; Chordata; Actinopteri; Synbranchiformes; Synbranchidae. The record is from RefSeq and is a predicted model, not a curated record. Gene Ontology annotation, biological process: intracellular signal transduction. The transcript is spliced from 15 exons. The coding region runs from base 2077 to 6615 and encodes 1512 amino acids. Gene Ontology annotation, molecular function: protein binding; guanyl-nucleotide exchange factor activity.
GGGCAGUCGGAGCUGCUCCUGCGCUUCACCUGUUUCCUAGAGAGAUACCGGAGCGCCAAGUUCAGCCUGGCGGCUCACCUGCUCUGCUGGGCUCUGCUCAGAUGGUACCAGAAACUCAGAUUCCAGCCUGCUCCUCUACAGCCUCAGGAAGCCCACGAAGGCUCCCCCCACCUCUCUGAAGGAUUAGGCCUAGCAGAGCGGGAUUUUGGUCCUGACACCCUGGCAUUAUGUGAGAGAGACAUAGGAGGCUGUGACGCAUCUGAUAAGCAUUUUGACUCCCACUCAUGGCAUAGCAACACCCUGUCAAAUUUGGGCCCAGACAGGGAGGACUCUGCGGACGCCCUGCUGGGGCUGGAGGAGGCCUAUGCUGAGCAGCCAGCAACAGGCAGUGGCUUCCACACUGGGCAGAGUAAGACCCAAAGGAGAGAGUCAGUGACAGUCAAGGACAGCCACAACCAUGUCUCAGAGACUCAUGUUGAACAUUCCAGCUGCAGCAGGAGGAAAGGCCCACAGAACCACCUGAACCCUACUAUUCCUGUUGAGAGCCAAACCCACUCAAUUACAGAGGAAUUAAAAUUCAACUUGAAACAAGGACAUUCCAGUUCUGUUUGCACAGAAACUCAAGUCAAGGGCAGCACGCAGCCAUACAGUUUACAUAAUCAAAGCCAACACAAUACAGACAUCUUUGACAUAAAGAUAAACACUCCACCAGACACUCAGGAAGUGAAGCAGCAUGCACAGCUAGAAAAAAGCAAUCCCAUCAGUCUGAAUGAAUCAGCAGAGUCAGAAAGAUGCAGGAUACAUAUAGAUGCCCCAGAGGACAAAACUCUAGAGACGCACCAGCAAGAAAAAAUAGAAAUCUGUGAUUUUCAGAAUGAGGAAGUACAGGAUAUUGAACUACUCAGCACUUACUUUGUAGAGAAGAACACAGGUUUAAAUAGAUACAGUGAAAUUAUUGACAGACAUCCCAGCCAGGGAAAAUGUUUAGCACACCAGAGCAUAAAUAAAGAAGACAAAGAAAUACAGGGUAUAAAAGUGCACAGCAAGGACAAAAGGGACAUAUGUGAGAGUGUGGGGACAUAUUGCAAUCGAAGACAUCAUGAAACAUUUCACAAAAUAGCAAUUAACUGUAAAGACAGCACAUGCAUAGCUGAUUCACAUUUCACUGAUGUAAUAAAUGCUCAAAAAUCAGACAUUAUCUGGACACCAGCACACUCUACGUCUGAAGCAAAAUGCACAGAAUCUCAGUUAAUUACAGAAAUUGUUGUAGCAAGUCCAAACAUCACAGAAGCACAUGACACAAAGACUAAUUUUGCAUCACAUAAUGCAAAGCUAGAGCACAGAGACACAGAGAUUUGCUGUUCACAAACUGAGUGUGAGGACAGCUCCAACACAGGGCUGUCAGAGAUCCACCUUCAAGUUUGUAAUAAUGUAACAACAUCCCAGGACACGGCAAGGGUGUUGGGUGUCUGCUUCCAGUUGGAACAGUGCGAGUGUUUUGGUGCUACAACAGAAGGGACUAAACCACCUGGGACAGUAAAUAAAAUCUGUUCCUCAAUCUCCACAGAAACCACAACCUCCUUUUCACUGGAUACCUGUGCUAGUGAGCUGACUGUGGUUUCUGAACAAGCCUCAGCUGUCCCAGAGGUCUCUGGGAGGCAGCUAGAUCAAACACAACCCGAGAGUGCAAGGUUACAACUAUGGCAAGUUCCAGGUCAAACUCAGGAUUUAAUCUAUAAUCACUUGGAUCAAAGGCAUUCAGCGGUAGAAAAUCCCAGUCAUAGGCAGCUCUAUUGUGUGGACACGUUUUUGGAGAGGGACCGGUCACACUGUGUAGACUCAGCUCACAUCCAAUCUGACACUGAUAAAGGGUCUGGGGAAUGUGUGCCUCCUCACCCAUUCUUGAAUAACCUGCUGUUUUUAUCUGGCAACCAAGGAGCAGAGUAUACCUCCCCUCUGUUAUCAGAGGAGCUUCAAGGAGAGAGGGGGAGGGUAGAUUCACCCUGCUCCUGUCUCCAGCAGAACAAGGAAUGGGAGGGGGAAGCCAGUUGUGUCUGUCUUAACCAGGAACAAAGUAUGGAAGCAAAAAGCAAAGUCAGUCUUCCACAAUCGCAACUUGGCACAACAGAGCUUUCUGAGAACAGUCAGGUGACAGGUAUUCCCAGAGCAAUUACUAGUGAGUCUGAUGGCUACUUCUUUGCUCAGCAUGUGCCUAGUAACAUAGGAAAACCAUUAACAUGUCCAGCUGGUACUGGGUCCAUUAAGGACAGUAGCCAAGAACAUCCUGGUGUAGCUGAAAAGACCAUUCACCCAGCAAUACAAACCCCUGUCAACACAAUUUCUAGUCAGUUUAAACAAGUUCAGCUGGAUCUGCCCUCAAACUCUAACCAUAAUAUCACAGCCAUUAUAAAAGGGGUGGGGAGAGUAAGGGGUGUAGGUAGUUCCCCCCUGAUUGAGCCAUCAACAAAUGUAACUCUUGACUUUUUAGAAGAUAUAGAGAAGCCUGAGGAAGAUUCUGCAGUGUCCUCACCUUCACUGUAUCACAGACCCAGCUGGAGCAGUGAGGACUUUCAGCCUGUGCUAUGGAAAGAGCUUGACAGCCACUGCCAUUUGAGCCUGAAUGAACUAGAAAAACUAAAGACAGAGAAAAGUCAGGAGUUCAACUGUUCUCAGAAAGACUCAGAAAGAAAUGAAGGCCUUAAGCCAAUAAGUUCAUUUAAAGAGGAGAAGAAACCAGUAGAUCACAACUUACAUAACAGAAGAAGACACAGCUUAUCUGACUCACUGGAGGAAUAUUUUCUUGCUGAGAAGGGCAGAGGGGAAACACAGAUCAGCUUGCCAGCUCCUGAUGUCAGCCUCAACCUGCUCACUGUCCGAAGUUUAGAGACAAGUAAGAAGGCUGAGCAUGCACUGGAGAACUGUGGCACAAUAGAGGAUGAUUUAAAUAUAGAAACAAAAACACAAUAUGAGAUAAUGAGGCCUGCUGAGGAAGUCAGGGAUAUUGAUAACCUUUCAGGACACAUUUCCAGUUCCAAGAGUCCACACCAUGAGACAGAGCUGAAAGAAAUAUAUGUAACCACUGCUAAGUUAGAACCUGAAGUGAACACAGCUACCCCUGUCCUAUGCAGUAGUAGCAAACAGCACAGUAGACCUCUGACUGUUGCCUGUGAUGCUAUGUCUUACUCCUCAGCUAGCAGCACCUGUAGCGAGGAUUCUCAUUUAGCAGUUUCAGACAGAAAUGCCAAAUGUGACAAACUGAUCAAAAGAAGCAAAACAAAAGGCAACCAGACAGAAAAUAAAGGCUCUAAAUUUUCAGUUUUUGCUAAAAUACCAUCUUUUAGGAGAACAAAGGGCUCAAAAGGUGCCAAAAGUGAGGAGGUAACUCAGGAGUCAUCUGUUGGUAAAGGUGAGGGUCCUCUGACAGAACCAGGGCCACAAAAGUACAAUUCAUAUGAUGAGGUUUUUGUCAAAGAUGACACCCUCAACCAAACAGUCCACCAAGCGUUUUCCCCAGUGCAUAAUGAGACUGACGAAAAGGACUGUGGCUUUUUCCUCUCUACGCCCCUCACUCGCCAUGAUAGUCAAGGGAGUAGUGAUGUGGGUAAUGAAGGAUUAAGCUCAGAUAAGACUCUUCUUAGGCAAGGUCAGUUACCUAAUGGGCAAACCUGCAAGAUGGGCAAGAGCAAUGACAGUUUAAACAUCUUCAUGCGCUUCUCACAAGCUCACAAGUCCCUUUCCGGCUUAUUUGAGUCCCGUUCAAUGGAAAAGGAGAAUGAGGAGCAGGUCACUGCUUCUAGCAAAGUCAAACAGUCCUUGAGGAAACCAAGAAAGACCAAGGAGGCAGAACUGCUGAAAAGAACCUUUUCAAUGCCAGCUGGGGAAUGUAGCAACAUGGCUUCUGGGCAGGACACUGGGGACUUGUUGUGCUUUCCAUUCCCAGACAAGAUAAGCAAUCCAGGGUCACCAUCCUCCCUCAGAGCCCUCUGUUACACUGAUCCCAUCCCCAAGCGGGGAGUUCCACAAAGGAGCAGAAAGCAAAACCCUCAUGGCUGCAAAUCAGAGGGCCAGAGAAGAAAAGGUUCAACAAAUGAUCUGCCUGCCAUACUGUGUGUAUCUGGCCUACCUCCAUAUUCAGAUGACUCUGCAGUCACCAGCCCUAUUUCCUGCUCACUAGCCACUUUUACUCAUCAGCCUUACUCAUUGCCUUCCUGGACUAGGUCCCACCCAGUAGCUAGUGAGGGCUUGUCUGAGAGCCCCCUACGACCAAUGAGCCCCAAACCUAACAGCCCUAGGUCAGUGCCUCAGUGCAGACAUUUACGUUGCCCUCAUUCAUCAAGGACCAAUUCUGUGUGCCCCAUUCCUCCGGGUCAGUCAGUCAGUGCGGAGGGAUUGGCAGACCCCCCUGAGAGACCUAAGACCCUAAAACCUUCAACUAGCCCUCUGGGCGUCAGCUUCAGCCCUAUGGAUGCAACUGAGAGCAGAUUAGACAGCCAGUCACACAUGAGCCUGUAUGCCAUUGACUUCACGAAUGAAUUAGAGGGCCCACCAAACGGCGGUCAGCCUGUCAGCCAGUCCAGAACAAGACAGCUGUUGGAGCUGAAGGGCGAGUGGAAGGCCUCUUUGGUUCUCAGCAGACUGAGGUCUGGCUGCUGGGUGAAUGUGCGCCAGCAGCGAAGGCGAAAGUGUUCCGAUGACCUCUGGAUUGAAGAGCUAAAGAAAUUUAAAUGCAAACUGGCCAGGACAAUCAGGAGCCUUGGGCACCAACGCAACAUAGUGAUAUUUGAAGAGAUGGGCAAAACAGAUGCAGGGGUCACGCUGGGGCCCAUCACGGUCUUCCGGGGGGUGCCCCUUAAGGCCCACUGCUUCUCUCAGAGCACCCCCAUUGGUCUUGACUGCCUGGGAUGGAGAGGACAUAUUUCCUACUCUUCUGUGGUUAUUCCUGACGGGGCGUCGGAGAAGGCAGGGAUUGGAGAUGAGCUGGGCAGUGAAGAGGAUCUGCUGUACGAGGAGUUUCGCACUUCUGGGCAUCGUUUCGGACACCCAGGAGGAGGCGGAGGGGAGCAGCUAGCCAUCAAUGAGCUGAUCAGUGAUGGCAGUGUGGUGUACGCUGAGGCGCUCUGGGACCAUGUCACCAUGGACGACCAGGAGCUCGGCUUCAAGGCUGGUGACGUCAUCGAAGUAGUGGAUGCCACCAACAAGGAGUGGUGGUGGGGUCGCAUCAUGGACAGCGAGGGCUGGUUCCCUGCUAGCUUUGUGCGGUUGCGUGUCAACCAGGACGAGCCCAUGGAGGAGUAUCUGGCCCACCUGGAGGAGGCGCAGACUCGAGAGGAGGACCGAGCAGGCCUGGGCUUAUUGUUGGGACCUGGUUUACCCUGCAAAGAGCAAAUGAGGAGCAAUGUCAUCAAUGAGAUCAUGAGCACAGAGAGAGACUACAUCAAGCACCUGAAAGACAUCUGUGAGGGUUACAUCAAACAGUGCCGCAAGAGGACAGACAUGUUCACCGAAGAGCAGCUUCGCACCAUCUUUGGCAACAUUGAAGACAUCUACCGAUUCCAGAGGAAGUUUCUGAAAGGCCUGGAGAAAAAGUUCAACAAGGAGCAGCCGCAUCUCAGCGAAAUUGGCUGCUGCUUUCUCGAGCAUCAAACAGAUUUCCAGAUCUAUUCUGAGUAUUGCAACAAUCACCCCAACGCCUGCGUGCAGAUCUCUAAGCUGAUGAAAGUCAACAAGUAUGUGUUCUUCUUCGAGGCCUGUCGACUGCUCCAGAAGAUGAUCGACAUUUCCUUGGACGGCUUCCUGCUCACUCCAGUUCAGAAGAUCUGCAAGUACCCACUGCAGCUUGCUGAGCUGCUCAAAUACACCAACCCACAGCACAGAGACUACAGAGAUGUGGAGGCGGCCUUAAACGCCAUGAAAAACGUGGCCAGGCUGAUCAAUGAGAAAAAACGGCGCCUUGAGAACAUCGACAAGAUAGCCCAUUGGCAGAGCUCCAUAGAGGACUGGGAGGGUGAGGACGUUCUCAGCAGAAGCUCUGAGCUCAUCUUUUCAGGUGAGCUGACGAAGCUGUCCCAGCCUCAGGCCAAGAGUCAGCAGAGAAUGUUCUUCCUCUUUGACCAUCAGAUGGUGUACUGCAAAAAGGACCUCCUGCGCCGGGACAUGCUGUAUUACAAGGGUCGCAUGGACAUGGACUACAUGGAGGUGAUAGACGUGGAGGAUGGCAAGGAGAAGGACUUCAACGUUAGUGUGAAGAAUGCCCUGAAGCUGCGCUCACUGGCUGGUGAUAAGGUCCACCUCCUGUGUGCCAAGAAGCCAGAGCAGAAACAGCGUUGGCUUCGAGCCUUCACUGACGAGAGGAGGCAGGUCCAACACGACCGCGAGACAGGCUUUUCUCUCACUGAGGUCCAGAAGAAACAGGCCAUGCUGAAUGCUUGCAAAAGCUAUCCAGCUGGGAAACCCAAAGUGGUGACCAGACCCUACUACGACUUCCUCCUGCGACAGAAACACCCCUCCCUCCCCACCGCUUUGCCCCAGCAGCAAGUCUUCAUGCUGGCUGAGCCGAAGCGCAAAACCUCCACCUUCUGGCACAACAUUGGCAGACUGACACCCUUCAAGAAAUAAAAAAGUGAAAACGAAAAAGAAAAUAAAAAAAAGCUGUGAAGAGAAGGAACAGGAGGAGAAAGAGAAGAGCUCUCUGCUCGUGCCUGAAUAGACCCAUUUUUAACUGUUCUUCUCUUUUCUUUCCUACUCAUAACAUUGCCCUAACUGAUAUAUAGUAGUGAUUUAUUGUAAACAUGACGAUGAUUAUAAUGGGGAGAUUAUUUUUCGAAGCACUUUAUAGGUUGGUUAACAAUCAGACUAGAAUGGUCUCCCUGAGACACUGAGUAAAACAGUGAAAGUGGACUUUUCUUUUACCACUAUACCUUCAACAAAGUGCAGAUUGGUACUAAUACGACUACUGUACUGAUGCAAGUGAGCGUGGGACUCCUGACUGUGCUGCCUCUGUGAAGACGUUGCCUGUCAACAAAGCCGUGUCAUUCAUUUUCACUGUUCUAUUUUAUUUGACAGAUGCCAGUUGUUCACAGUGCAAGAUGGUUUGUUUUUGUAUUUGUUUAUUCUAUGUCAGCUUGUGAAAAAAAUGGAGAACUGAGCUGGGCCAGCAGUGACUGGUAAACUUCUUGUCCUCCUCUGUGUGCAAAUAUAUAAUUUCCGAAUCAUUUCAGGUGGGGUUUUUUAAGUGGUUUGUGAUCUCCAUCCCCCGGGAUUUGGUCAUGCAUUUCUCUGGUACAUUUGUGGUUUUGUGAUUGAUAUUUGAACACUUGAUAAAAGGCAUAAAAGGUAGCCAAAAGAAAGUCAGCAGAGAUUAAGGGUUUUUUGAUUUGAACAAACAGCAGUGAUGCACACACUCCAGCAACACGAAAGUCUGACCCUCGACUCUGCAUUCGUAAAAUUACAACCUGCUCAUUUUGCUUUCUUUUUGUAAGUUCUGUUUGAAAUGCAUCAUGGAUGACUUAUAAUGACAUGCAUGGAUGUGAUGAACAAAAUUACUGUGAACAAUUUUUUAUAUAUAUAUAUGAAGAACCCUGCUAUAUUUAGUCAGAUUCGGGAGGUUUCAUAGUGCUAUAGGUUGACAGCAUCACACACACACACAGAGAGAGCUUCUGUGCACCUGUACUUCUGAUCACCAGUAUUCCUGCUCUGUGAACCUGGUCUCCGGUAUAAUCUCAUUUCAGAACAAUGCAUCCCAGUGAUAUCACCCUGUAAGUGCAUUCACUGAAAUGUACUCCUUUUACCUUUAUGUUCAAAUGUUUUAGCUUCUGACAACAUGGAAUAUUAAACCUUCCUAAGCUGA